Gekko japonicus is the source of this 1959-nucleotide messenger RNA. It is a transcript of the gene TSPEAR, whose product is annotated as thrombospondin-type laminin G domain and EAR repeats. The record is from RefSeq and is a predicted model, not a curated record. NCBI's taxonomy places the organism in Eukaryota, Metazoa, Chordata, Lepidosauria, Squamata, Gekkonidae. Gene Ontology annotation, biological process: signal transduction.
AUGGCUUUGUGGGGGUUUUUUGGUGUAGACCUGCGUCCCUUGGAUAUUCUUGCUGAAGUGGUUCCUGUGAAUGGGGUGAAGAAUGGAAUACGGAUGAUCCAAAUCCAAGGGGCACGUGGCUUCCAGUUCUCUGCAAUGCGCCCCCGCUUCCUCAGUUUUCCAGCAUCACGGAUUUUCAUUUACUGUGAUCUCUUUCCAGAGGAGUUUUCCAUUGUAUUCACCCUGAAAGCAUUCCACAUGCAAUCUAAGAGAAAUGAAUACAUCUUUACCAUUUUGGAGGAAAACAGUGACACUUUGCUGCUUGGACUCCGAUAUUCACGGAAUAAGCUUCACUUCCUUUUCUGGAGCAGAGAGCUCUCCAAUGGCUGGCAGACACAGGUCACCUUCCGGGAUGUAUUUUUGGCAGACAAUCAGUGGCACACACUGGUGCUGGCAGUAUCUAGAAAUUCCUUCUCUCUCACUGUGGACUGCAGCAUCCCCACAGAUGUGAUUGUGGAUGCUCCUUUCCUUACAUCCUUGUCUGUGACAGGAUCCCGCUUUUAUGUAGGGAGCAGAAGGAGAAGAAAAGGUUUCUUCACUGGCUUAUUAAGGCAGCUAGUCCUCUUGCCAGGAUCUGAUGCUACCUCACGGAUGUGCACUGGCAUGAACUUUAAUCUAGCAGUGCUCUCCAUUCCCCAAAUACUGCAGGACCUCCCCGUGAAACCAGUGGGAAAUGAGCUGCUGAAAUACCCUUACGAAGCAGACAUGAAGGUGACUUUGGGGUUCAGCCCUCGCUGCACCAAGAGUGAAAGUGGCCAGUUCUGGUUUAAUGCUGCUCAGAAAGGACUGUAUGUUUGUAACGGGAAGGAAUGGAUUUCCUUGAUAGAAAUCAAAGAAAGGUUGGACUAUCUGGAAGAAUAUCAGAGCUUUGCUACAAAUUCUGAAACAAUGGGCAUUGCAGUCUUUAUCAUUCCCAAGGUUGGACUCUUUGCAGCAACUGCUAAUCGGUACACUCCACCUGGCUCAGCCAUCUACAAAUGGACUGAUGAGAAAUUUGUAGCUUACCAAAAUCUUCCAACCUACCAAGCUCAGUCCUGGAAAUUCUUCACUGUUGGGAAAAAGAUUUUCCUUGCAGUCGCUAAUUUUGAACAGAAUGAAAGGGGCCAGGAGCUCUCAGUAAUUUACAAGUGGAACUACAGAAAAGAGAAAUUUGUCACAUACCAGAGGAUCUCAACAUAUGGUGCUAGAGAUUGGGAGGCAUUUGUCAUUGAUGGAGAGGCCUUCCUAGCAGUGGCUAAUCACAGAAGAGGGGAUAACCACAAUAUAGACAGUGUAAUAUAUAGGUGGAACUCCAGAACAGGACUUUUUGAAACCAACCAGACCAUUCCUACCUCAGGAGCCUACGACUGGGAAUUUUUCACCGUUGGGCCUUAUUCCUUCCUUGUGGUGGCCAACACAUUUAAUGGAACAUCCACCAGAAUCUACUCUCACAUCUACAUUUGGUUUAGUGGAGCCUUCCAGCUCUUCCAGUCAAUCUUGACGUUUGGUGCUGCUGACUGGGAAGUAUUUUGCAUCCAAGACAGAGUCUUCCUUGCUGUGGCAAACAGUCACAGCUAUGACAGUGGACCUAUUGCCCCAAACAACUAUGCCAUCAAUUCCUCCAUCUAUGAGCUUAACGUGACUGCACAGAUGUUCGUCAAAUUCCAGGAUAUUCUUACUUACAGCGCUGUGGACUGGGAGUUCUUUUCAGUGGGAGAAGAUUACUUUUUGGUAGUAGCAAAUUCCUUUGAUGGUGUAACCUUCUCUGUAAACAGUAUUAUUUACAGAUGGCAAGGAUAUGAAGGGUUUGUAGCGGUUCACCAUCUUCCAACAUUUGGCUGUAGGGACUGGGAAGCCUUCAACACUACAGCUGGCUCUUACCUCAUGUAUUCCAGUGCAAAAGAACCACUCUCCAGGGUGCUGAAGCUGAAAACCCUUUGA